Nymphalis io (European peacock) is the source of this 2588-nucleotide messenger RNA. RefSeq names its product iroquois-class homeodomain protein IRX-2-like (gene Achi). Lineage: Eukaryota; Metazoa; Arthropoda; Insecta; Lepidoptera; Nymphalidae. Bases 185 to 1252 code for a protein of 355 amino acids. Gene Ontology annotation, molecular function: DNA-binding transcription factor activity, RNA polymerase II-specific; RNA polymerase II cis-regulatory region sequence-specific DNA binding. The record is from RefSeq and is a predicted model, not a curated record. Gene Ontology annotation, biological process: regulation of transcription by RNA polymerase II. The transcript has 7 exons.
CGACCAUCGGUCGACACAGUCGCGUUUCGGUUCGGUUUGCUAUACGUAGUUCGCUUGUGUUUUAUUGUUUUUUUUAUUUAAAGUGUUGUUUACUGUACUGAUAGUGGGACUGAAAACGGUGUAAUAGUUACGUGUUAUGUAAGUGACUCAAUGAAAUUAUAUUUUUCGAAUGGAUUGAGUUACGAUGUUACCUCCUACGGCCGGAAUAGCGCAAGUUCAACGUGACCGGCCCGAAAUGGCAUAUCAGCAACGACGUGACGUGCGAGAUAUAACAAGAGACAUUAUUAGAGAAGCCCGCAUUUCAAACAGACAAUCUAUGUCGCCUGGAGCUCGAGACAGAUUUCCAUCGACGUCAUCGACGGACGAAAAUGAGUCCGGCACCGACGGCGAGGCGGACCGAUCCCGGGGCGCGGGACUGUCGCUCGUACACCCUGGACCGCCGCCGGGUGGUAUAAUAGUGCGCAAGCGACGCGGGAACCUGCCGAAGCAUUCUGUCAAGAUCCUCAAGCGCUGGCUGUACGAGCAUCGAUACAAUGCGUAUCCGAGCGACGCGGAGAAGCUCACGCUCAGUCAAGAGGCUAAUUUGACAGUUUUGCAGGUGUGCAACUGGUUCAUCAACGCGCGGCGCCGCAUCCUGCCCGAGAUGAUCCGGCGCGAGGGCCACGACCCGCUGCACUACACCAUCUCGCGCCGCGGCCGCAAGCAGCUGGGCGCGGGCGGCGCGGGCUCCAGCGCCGGCGUCGUGGUCACCGCGUGGGACGGCGACGCCGACGGCGACGGCGAGCGCCGCGACCACGACUACGGCGACGGGCUGCUCGUGUACCGCAGCGACGGCGACGAGCUGGCCGACGGCGAGGAGGGCUACUCGUCCAGCGCCGUCAGCGAGGAGGAGGUCAAGUACGACCCCUCCGUGUGGCAGUCCGUCAUCCGCUACGGGCCCGAGGACCGCGACCUGCACCCCGCCGCCCGCGGGCGCGGUGGCGGCAGGUCUGCGGCCGUGGUGACGGUGCGCACGGCGGAGGAGGGCGAGGGGGAGGGGGAGGGCGACGCGGGCGCGGGGGGCUGGCAUCCGCAGCUCGCGCAUCUGCCGCAGUUGCCGCAUCCGCUGCGUCGCAAGCUGCAGACGGCGGGCGGCGCGGGCGGCGCGGGCGCGGAGGGCGAGCGCGACAAGUUCAAGUGCCUGUACCUGCUGGUGGAGACCGCCGUCGCCGUGCGCCAGCGGGAGAAGGAGCAGGAGGAGGUGCCCGUCUAGCGCCGGAGAACGGCUGCAAAAACAUUUGGACACAGUUCAUCUCGCAGGAAUUGUAUGGUACGGCUAUGUUUAACCUAACUUCCAUUAAUGUAGGCCCACAUAACUUAGACAUUGUAGAAAUUUCUAUAUAAUAAUGCGGAAGGGAUACAUUUAUAUAAUAUAUAAAUUAUAUAAUGAAACAUUUGAAUUCUGAAACAAUUGUUUUGAAAGAUAUGUAGUUUUUAUAUGCUUUUAAGAUCCCAUCCGUAGUCAAUAAUAAAAGGUAACACACUUAGCACUAUAUAUCUAGUAAUAAUAUUGAGUAGCUAUAUAUCAAGAACCUUUCGAUGAAACGGGAAAGCUUUACUAUGGAUAUAUUAACGAUAAAAAAAUAUCACAAUAUACUUAAAGUUUCAAGUUAUGCAAAUAAUGUGAUAAAAAGCUAAAUAUAUAAUUAAAGUUCCGGUUAUAUGCAGUUAAGUUGAUAUCCGACACAAAGAUUUGUCCGAUUAAUACAAUAAUAUUAAUAUUUAUUGGUAAUGAUAAGGUACAAUUUUAUGUACUCAAACCUUUUGUUUUAACAAAAAUAUAAAGCAGAUAGCCACUGCCGUUAUAAAAGUUAUCUUAAGGAGAUCUGAUAUAAUUUGAAUAACCAUGGUUAUUUAAAGCAACUAACCAUUAAAUGGGUUAGACCAGCGUUACUCAACCUACAGGCUUUUGUAGUUGGUCCGCUUGGUGUUACUUUAUUUUAAACUAUUUUUAAUUUAUAUUUUUAACACCUAAAUCAUUUGAAUUAAACAACUGCUUGUGACUAUUGUGACCACGGACACUGCAGUGUUUGAAACGUCAGGAAUUAAUAAAAAUAUUUUAAAAUUAUACAUGAUAAUUCCUUUUCUAAUUAUUUAAUUUAUAACUAUUUCGAAAUGUAAGAAAUCAUUAGCUAAAUAUUUUUUUUGUUUGUGACACCAUGCCUAACACGUGUUUGUGGCCCCUAUGAAGAAACGGUUGAGUAUCGCUGGGUUAAACGGUGUCCAAGUUUAUUAAUCUCAAUAAGAUAUAUAAAUAAAAAUACGCUUAUUCUCUGUACGGUGAAGUCGUUAUCGUGAGGAAACCUGCAUGUGUCUAAUUUCAUUAAAACUCUGCCACAUGUGUAUUCCACCAACCCUCAUUGGAGCAGCGUAGUGGAAUAAGCUCCAAACCUUCUCCUCAAAAAAGGAGAGGAGGCCUUAGUCUAGCAGUGGAACAUUCACAGGCUGUUACUGUAUUGUCUGUAUCUCUUAAAAAAAUAUAUAAUGACUCAUGUAACAAUUCUCAAUCCGUGGUUUGCGAAGUAAUUAAAUAAACAAUUCAGAAUGUU